Molecule: messenger RNA, 390 nt
Organism: Trypanosoma conorhini
Lineage: Eukaryota; Euglenozoa; Kinetoplastea; Trypanosomatida; Trypanosomatidae
Product: trafficking protein particle complex 2
Exons: 1
Coding region: 1-390 (129 amino acids)
Biological process (GO): endoplasmic reticulum to Golgi vesicle-mediated transport
Cellular component (GO): cytoplasm; nucleus; TRAPP complex
Source: RefSeq, a predicted model, not a curated record
AUGCUGAUGAUCAUUGGACCAGAUGACGCUUCAUUGUUUGAGUGCACAAAGUCGGCGGACAACGAGAGUACGCACCUGUCGCGGCAGUUAAUGCUGUAUGCCUCACUGGAUCUCUUAGAUGACGUUCUAUGGACGACAGGGGACUUCCUCCUCCCCGCGAUUGAUCGGCCAUUAGAUGGAAAGUACUACGUUUCCGCCUAUGUCGGUUUUGCGCCCAUCAAACUGCUGCUGAUGCAAGAGCAGGAACCCAGCAAAAAUGCCCGCCAAUUUCUGAAUGAAGUGUACGGGCUUUGCGUGCGUUACUUUCUCAAUCCCUUUUCGUUUCCAAACACCCCUGUUCGCUCCACGUUGGGGGACAAAGUUCGUGCGCUAUAUGAGCGCUACACCUAG